CCAUGUCUACCUUUGGCUACAGGAGAGGACUUAGCAAAUAUGAAUCCAUCGAUGAGGAUGAACUUCUUGCUUCCCUGUCAGCCGAGGAGCUGAAGGAGCUAGAGAGGGAGUUGGAAGACAUUGAACCUGAUCACAGCCUUCCCGUGGGGCUGAGGCAAAAGAGUCUGACCGAGAAAACUCCCACGGGGACAUUCAGCAGAGAGGCACUGAUGUCCUAUUGGGAAAAGGAGUCCCAAAAACUCUUGGAGAAGGAGAGGCUGGGGGAGUGUGGAAAGGUUGCUGAAGAAGAUAAAGAGGAGAGUGAGGAAGAGCUCAUCUUCACGGAAACUAACAGUGAGGUUUCUGAGGAGGUUUAUACAGAAGAGGAGGAGGAAGAGGAGGAGGAGGAGGAGGAGGAGGAAGGAACAACUGAAAAUGAAAAAGGCAUUAAUGGAACUGUAAAUUAUGAUAGCAUCGAUUCUGAUAACUCUAAGCCAAAGACAUUUAAAAGUCAAAUAGAAAACAUAACGUUGACCAAUGGCCACAGUGGAAGGAACACGGAGUCUCCCACCGCCAUUCACCCUUGCGGAAACCCUACGGUGAUCGAGGAUGCCUUGGAAAAGAUUAGGAACAACGACCCUGACACCACAGAGGUCAACUUGAACAACAUCGAGAACAUCACCUCGCAGACCCUUGCCCGCUUCGCUGAGGCCCUCAAGGGCAACACGGUGGUGAAGUCUUUCAGUCUUGCCAACACGCGCGCAGAUGACAGUGCGGCCACGGCCAUUGCGGAAAUGCUCAAAGUCAACCAGCACAUCACCAACAUCAACGUGGAGUCCAACUUUAUCACGGGCAAAGGGAUCCUGGCCAUCAUGAGAGCUCUGCAGCAGAACACGGUGCUCACAGAGCUGCGCUUCCACAACCAGAGGCACAUCAUGGGCAGCCAGGUGGAGAUGGAGAUCGUCAAGCUGCUCAGGGAGAACACCACGCUGCUGAGGCUGGGCUACCAUUUUGAGCUCCCAGGACCAAGAAUGAGCAUGACGAGCCUCCUGACGAGAAACAUGGAUAAACAGAGGCAGAAGCGGAUGCAGGAGCAAAAACAGCAAGAGGGCUAUGAUGGAGGAGCCAAUCUUAGGACCAAAGUGUGGCAAAGAGGAACACCUGGCUCUUCACCUUAUGCAUCUCCCAGGCACUCUCCCUGGUCAUCCCCCAAACUCCCCAAGAAAGUCCCAACUGUGAGGAGCCGUCCUCCAUCUCCUGUGGCUCCACCCCCUCCUCCACCGCCACCCCCACCUCCGCUGCCCCCGCAGAGGCUGCCGGCUCCUCCUCCACCACCACCUCCUCCACUCCCAGAGAAAAAACUAAUCACCCGAAACAUUGCAGAAGUCAUCAAACAACAGGAGAGUGCCCAGCGGGCAUUACAAAAUGGACAGAAAAAGAAAAAAGGGAAAAAGGUUAAGAAACAACCAAACAACAUCCUAAAGGAAAUUAAAAAUUCCCUGAGGUCAGUGCAAGAAAAGAAAAUGGAAGAGAGCUCCCGACCUUCUACCCCACUCAGAUCAGCUCAUGACAAUCUCAUGGAAGCUAUUCGGGGAAGCAGUAUCAAACAGCUACGGCGGGUAAGUAACCCAAGAGCAGAUUUGGGGGCACAGAUGGAGGACGUGAGUGAGCCUUCAUUGCACAAUGGCACUCAAGUCACCUCUGAAAGUGUUUACUCGUGUUUAAAUAUUUUAGUAUGCAAGAGCAAGCCUCCAGAUUUGGAACACCAGGAGCAGGUCAGAAGUGAGCACAUUUCCAUUUGAGAAGUGUGCCUGGACCCCCUUCUUAGCAUCCCAGUUCUGGAAGGACCAGGACUAUUUUAAGACGCUCCGACAUUUAAAAACCCUGAUUUGCUUAAUAUGAAAAUCGGGAAUACAAUUUACACUCCAGAAAAGAUUUGUCACUUGUCAAAAUAUUUACCCCAGAGUGGCAAGUGAUUUACAACCUCAUUUAUAAUAUAAAAUUUGAAUAUUGAUUAGCACACAGCAAUAAUCUAUACCUGAGUUUUCGGAGAAUACUGCUAGCGACAUACAUACCCUACAGUUAUUUUCCCCUGAAUCAUUUAUGUUGUUUUAUUGAAAGGAAAUCCCCUAUUUUUAUAGGUGGAAGUUCCAGAAGCUCUGCGAUAAACACUUGAUCUUAAGAAGAGGAUGCAGAAUCACUCAGUGGUAUUAAAUAAGAUGCAUUGUGAGAUGUUUCUAAAAUGCCUUCUUCAAUUUGAAAUGUUUCCUGACUU
This is a messenger RNA of Neogale vison (American mink), 2254 nucleotides long. RefSeq names its product leiomodin 2 (gene LMOD2). Bases 3 to 1781 code for a protein of 592 amino acids. Gene Ontology annotation, molecular function: tropomyosin binding; actin binding. Gene Ontology annotation, cellular component: striated muscle thin filament; myofibril. Lineage: Eukaryota; Metazoa; Chordata; Mammalia; Carnivora; Mustelidae. The record is from RefSeq and is a predicted model, not a curated record. The transcript is spliced from 2 exons. Gene Ontology annotation, biological process: muscle contraction; pointed-end actin filament capping; myofibril assembly.